CUAAGCGUAGAUGUUGGUUGUGUUUGUUCUCUGGAAGAUUAACCACGCGCGCUAGCCUGAAGAAUUGGAUUGCGAGGUUUCUGAUCGGGAAAGUACCAAAAUCCGUGCUGGGAAUCCCGAUAACCGCGGGGUACUGUCGGACGUCGUGAAACUGUACGUUGACGCCGCAGGAUUUCUUUACGAAAAAGGGUUGAUUUUUUACUGUGGUCGAAAGAGGAUUGAGUGAUGUGCUAUUCGUAGGAUUUGCGAUGAGAGCGAAAACUUGACAUGAGAAAAAAACAGUGAAUUUUGACUUGAGUUAUUUCGAGUUACAGUGUUUGUGGUUCCCAUUGGAUUCUCCUCAUUUUUCGCGAGUGUAAAAACGCACAGUGGAGAGUAUGAUCACGAUGGACUGCCAGCCGGGAGGUCACGGAGGUCACCUGGGACACUCCAUGAUUCUAGAUCCGUCCGGAGGGUCGAUGCAUCAGAUCGGCGGAGAGCAAGACCACAAGAAGAAGAGAGAUGGCUCUCACGUGGGAUCUUCAUCGAGCGAUGGUGAGUCCAAGGACGAAAGUAAAUUGUCCGCUGACAAAAGUCACGGUGGUGUUAAUCAAUUAGGAGGUGUUUUUGUGAACGGAAGGCCCCUUCCAGACGUAGUUAGACAAAGGAUAGUCGAACUGGCUCACAAUGGAGUCCGACCCUGUGAUAUUUCAAGACAGCUUCGAGUUUCUCACGGCUGCGUAUCAAAAAUUCUCUCUAGGUAUUAUGAAACGGGUAGCUUCAAAGCGGGAGUAAUAGGAGGCUCAAAACCAAAAGUAGCAACACCACCAGUAGUAGACGCAAUAGCAAAUUAUAAGAGAGAAAAUCCGACCAUGUUCGCAUGGGAAAUCAGAGAUAGACUGUUAGCAGAAGGCAUCUGCUCCCAAGAUAAUGUACCUAGUGUCUCAUCAAUAAAUAGGAUUGUAAGGAACAAAGCGGCGGAAAAGGCCAAACACGCGCACCAGGUGGCGACCAGCGGCGGCUCGUCGGUUGGAUCGUCGGGAGGACCAGUGUCUGUGAUCGCGCAUGCGCCUAGUACACAAUUACCUGAGCCCAGAUCAGGGGCGUACAGUAUUAACGGGAUUUUGGGACUCCAGCACGACCCCAACGGCAACAGCAUCAAGAGGAAGAGGAUAGAGGACCACGAUGAAAACAGAGAUUUGAACGGACAUCCGGAUGAUGACCUGAAAAGACAGAGAACGCAAUAUAAUGGCGACCAGCUCUAUUCCAAUCUCUGGUCCAGCAAGUGGAACAUAAAGGACGAGCACAAGCUGCUUUCGGAACUUGGCUCUGGCGGUGCGCCUGGUUCUGGCCAGGCAUACUACGACGCCCACGCUGGAUUCACACCGACCUCCGCCUCUGACCUUUACGAAUCCAUCAAUACAAUUAGCCAGUCCUCCCCACAGAACCUUUACGCGCCGUCCUUGGCAGGAACACUAGGUACCGGUUCACUUACGCCCCUAACCCCAAUCGCACUGCACGAAAUGAAAAUAGAGACGGGUAGACUUACAGAACACCCCUUAUCACCCUAUAAUUCAGCAGAGACUAGUUCGCCGUACAGUGGUGUGAUAGGGAUGGUUGACGGCGCCUCCCCUGGGCUGCCACUGGCUUUGCCGCCCCCAGACCCCCCAGGCAGCCAGCCAGCGUCGCACGCGGGGUCACCUGACCCCGCAGGAUUAACAGUUCUACAGCCAUCUAACAACAAUUCCACACAACACUAUUCCAUGUUGCCUAGCUUCGGAUAUACGACAGCAAGUACUCCUGUAGUUCCCGGCGGCGAUUAUGCGUACUCCCCCUCGUACAGCCAGUAUGGCCCUACGUAUGGCACCUACGGCUACGGCAGCACCACCAGCGGGUUACUCAACUCGGCAUAUUUUUAUACGAACAACGACCUCCAUUCCCAAAACCCUGCUUCGGGAGCCCUGAACGGUUCCCUGAACGCGGAGCAGAGUAGCCGGAGCCCUCUAGCGGCGACCCGCGCGAACUCCCUGGCCUCCGCCAAUUCGCCGACAGAUAGCGGCAGCGCCUGUCUGAAGACCGAAAUGUUCUCGAACGAGCUGAAUCUGAUGUAAGGAUGUCCAGAAAACCCGAAAUCCUCCCAGGAUGGACCGAAGUGAAUGUAAAUUUAGUGGGUUUGCAACGAAAGUUAACUGACAUGACGGAAUGAAUAAUUUGUUUCACCAUAAUGAACAAUUUCGCUUUCAGAAUCGAGGGAACUGCAAUUGAGCAGGUUCCGAUUUUAUCGGCAAUGUUUAUCUUGAUUCUGAAAAGCGAAGAACCCCUCAUUGUUUAUACUGAACUGUAUUAUAUAGAACAAAUUUUAUAUAACUUUAAUAUAUUUUAUACUUUCAACUGAAACACACCAAAGAAUUAAGUUUUAUGUUAAAACAUGUGCACUUUCUUGUCAUAUCAUUAACAUAAUUUGCAAUGAAUAAUAAUGUACAAAUUGAUAAAUAUUCCUUACAAAUUAUGAUUGUUGUACAGAUGUAAUAAAUAACUCCGUAACUAGUCAGAGAAGAACGUACUCAUAUAUUUUUGUGUUCUCUGAAUAUAAUACAUCAUGAAUUAAAUGCACAAUGUUAAAUUUUUAUUAGGGGAAAUAUCUUGAAAAUGUUUUUGUGCAAUUUCCCGAUAAGUUUUCCUAUGUUGAAUUUCUAUCUAAGAAAAAUCGUGCGUUUAAUUCAUACUGAAGACUAAACGAAGUUUUUGGUUGACUGUUGAUCGGAAUGAAAAUUCCUGAAAAUGCCCUGAUAUGAAAUUAUUUAUUUUAUUUUGUGAAAUGUGUAAUAGUAUCACCAAAGAGAUGGCAACCUUAUCAAAGUCGUCAUGGUAUUAUAAGUAUUGUAUUGUAAAAUGUGAUAGGCCCUCAGAAAUCAGGCCCUUCUUGCCCAAAAACCUCCCUGUCACAUUCACUCAUAGUUGUAGAUCGUUUAUAUUUAGAGAAAUAAAUUAAUUAUUGACUAUUUA
This is a messenger RNA of Coccinella septempunctata (seven-spotted ladybird), 2985 nucleotides long. RefSeq names its product paired box protein Pax-5 (gene sv). NCBI's taxonomy places the organism in Eukaryota, Metazoa, Arthropoda, Insecta, Coleoptera, Coccinellidae. Gene Ontology annotation, molecular function: DNA-binding transcription factor activity, RNA polymerase II-specific; RNA polymerase II cis-regulatory region sequence-specific DNA binding. Bases 378 to 2090 code for a protein of 570 amino acids. The transcript is spliced from 13 exons. The record is from RefSeq and is a predicted model, not a curated record. Gene Ontology annotation, biological process: regulation of transcription by RNA polymerase II; anatomical structure development.